Messenger RNA from Galeopterus variegatus (Sunda flying lemur), 2783 nucleotides. RefSeq names its product THO complex 5 (gene THOC5). Gene Ontology annotation, cellular component: THO complex part of transcription export complex. The record is from RefSeq and is a predicted model, not a curated record. Bases 534 to 2591 code for a protein of 685 amino acids. The transcript is spliced from 20 exons. Gene Ontology annotation, molecular function: mRNA binding. Lineage: Eukaryota; Metazoa; Chordata; Mammalia; Dermoptera; Cynocephalidae. Gene Ontology annotation, biological process: positive regulation of DNA-templated transcription, elongation; mRNA export from nucleus.
GUGUUUUUCUUGGGCGUACCACAAACUCAUUCAACAACUACGGUACUUUGCGGAGCGCUCACUAGUUGCUGCUUUAGGCGCUGGGGAAAGGGAAGAAGGCACAUAAAAGCCUUUGCCUUCACAGCCUCGGUUUGCCAGUCUUAGAGGGCAGGAACGGCGUCGGCAGCCUGGAAACAGCGGCCACCUCUCUUGUGCACGGCCUGCAGCUGGUCCCGCCUCCCUUCCGGCCUCCGCGCCUUGCUUCCGGUCGGCCGUUCUGUCCUUAUUUCCGCUUCUCUACGGUGCCCGGGCCGCAGUCGCCCCGCCGCCGGAAGUGGCUUGUUCGCCGGGUCAGAGUCGCAGAGUCGUGCGGUGAGGAAGUGCCAGGGCGGCGGGGCUGGACGCUCCGGGACGAGGUGUUCAGCAUUAAUUUAGAUCACCCAUGCUCCAUCCAAGUCCUUAUCUUCAUCUCCUUUCCCAGCGGAGUGCCUCCAGUGUUAACGCCCACAGCACCUGAGCUCUCUGGUGUUUCCACCUGACCUUGAGGAAUAGUCAUGUCAUCAGAAUCAAGCAAAAAACGGAAGCCCAAGGUGAUCCGAAGCGAUGGAGCCCCAGCUGAAGGAAAACGGAAUCGAUCUGAUACUGAGCAGGAAGGUAAAUACUACAGUGAGGAGGCCGAGGUGGACCUUCGGGACCCUGGCAGAGACUAUGAGCUGUACAAGUAUACGUGCCAGGAGCUACAGAGGCUGAUGGCCGAGAUCCAGGACCUAAAGAGCAGGGGCGGCAAGGAUGUGGCAAUUGAAAUCGAAGAACGGAGGAUCCAGAGCUGUGUGCAUUUUAUGACUCUAAAGAAGCUUAACCGAUUAGCCCACAUCAGGUUGAAGAAAGGAAGAGAUCAGACCCAUGAGGCUAAGCAGAAAGUAGAUGCCUAUCACUUGCAGCUACAGAACCUGUUGUAUGAGGUGAUGCAUUUACAGAAGGAGAUCACCAAAUGUCUGGAGUUCAAGUCAAAGCACGAAGAAAUUGAUCUGGUCAGUUUAGAGGAGUUUUAUAAUGAGGCUCCACCAGAUAUCAGCAAGGCUGAAGUCACCAUGGGAGACCCUCACCAACAAACCCUGGCACGUCUGGACUGGGAGCUGGAACAGCGGAAAAGGCUGGCAGAGAAGUACCGAGAGUGCCUGUCUAAUAAGGAGAAGAUCCUCAAGGAGAUUGAGGUGAAGAAGGAGUACCUGAGCAGCCUCCAGCCUCGCCUCAACAGCAUCAUGCAGGCUUCCCUCCCUGUGCAGGAGUACCUGUUCAUGCCGUUUGACCAGGCUCACAAGCAGUAUGAGACAGCCAGGCAUCUGCCGCCUCCCCUCUAUGUCCUCUUUGUCCAGGCCACUGCAUAUGGGCAGGCCUGUGAUAAGAUGUUGUCUGUGGCGAUCGAAGGCAGUGUGGAUGAAGCCAAGGCUCUGUUCAAGCCUCCUGAGGAUUCCCAAGAUGAUGAGAGUGACUCAGACGCUGAGGAGGAGCAGACCACGAAACGCCGGCGACCCACGCUGGGGGUUCAGUUGGAUGACAAGCGCAAGGAGAUGUUGAAGAGGCACCCGCUGUCUGUCAUGCUUGACCUGAAGUGCAAAGAUGACAGUGUGCUUCACCUGACUUUCUACUACCUUAUGAACCUCAACAUCAUGACAGUAAAAGCUAAAGUGACAACCGCCAUGGAGCUGAUCACCCCCAUCAGUGCAGGUGACUUGCUGUCCCCUGACUCCGUCCUGAGCUGUUUGUAUCCUGGGGAUCAUGGAAAGAAAACUCCGAAUCCAGCCAAUCAGUAUCAGUUUGAUAAAGUCGGCAUCCUGACUUUGAGAGACUAUGUGCUUGACCUGGGUCACCCCUACUUAUGGGUACAGAAGCUGGGUGGCCUCCACUUCCCCAAAGAGCAGCCACAGCACACGGUGAUCACUGACCACUCACUGAGUGCCAGCCACAUGGAGACUACCAUGAAACUGCUGAAGACCAGGGUGCAGUCCCGCCUGGCCCUCCACAAACAGUUUGCAUCCCUAGAGACCUGGAUUUUGGGCUUUACUGAGCAGGGGUCUUGGCAGGGCCACUGGGGAGAGCUACCCAUCCAUCCAAGCAGAGGUCUAAGCUGCCAUCAGGGCUGUCACAGAGGAAGCCAAAGCCUGGGUGGCACAAGUUCACAGGUGGGUCAGGGGCAGCUCAACCUGGUCAGUGCAUCACAGACCCUGAUUCUCUUCCCAGCCAAACUCCAGGCUGCCGUGGUGCUAAACCCCGGCUACUCCUCCAUCCCUCCCAUUUUCCAGCUCUGUCUGAACUGGAAAGGGGAGAAGACAAACAGCAACGAUGACAACAUUCGGGCCAUGGAGAGUGAAGUCAAUGUGUGCUACAAGGAGCUGUGUGGCCCCCAGCCCAGCCACCAGCUCUUGACUAACCAGCUACAGCGGCUGUGCGUGCUGCUGGAUGUCUACCUGGAGACCGAGAGCCAUGACGACAGCGUGGAGGGGCCCAAGGAAUUUCCACAGGAGAAGAUGUGUCUGCGGCUUUUCAGGGGUCCCACCAGGAUGAAGCCGUUUAAAUAUAACCAUCCUCAGGGAUUCUUCAGCCAUCGCUGACCUGCUCAGCUCAUCUUUUCCCCCAAGUACUGGGCUUCUGCUUGCUGCUCUGGCCCACAUGUGGCUCUUGAUAUUCCCCAGAUGUAUUAUCCUAUUAAAGUGUCAUCUGAGUCUUGUAGCACCAUGGUCACAGGUUUGGAUCCCUGUACUGGCCAGCCACAAAAAAAAUAAAAAUAAAAAAGUGUCAUCUGA